This is a messenger RNA of Oppiella nova, 426 nucleotides long. Lineage: Eukaryota; Metazoa; Arthropoda; Arachnida; Sarcoptiformes; Oppiidae. The record is from the annotation of a GenBank genome assembly.
AUGGGACGGAAAAGACAUGAUAUGGACGAGACGGUGGCGCUCAGGGAGACGGCCGUCCGUAUUGACAGUCAGUACAAGGAGUUGAGGCGCGAGUUCAAUGAAUUGAAGGCGAGACUUUCAAAGACUAAUACAACAUCUGAGGGAAAGGCAUCACAAAACCCAUUGAAUGUCACUUCAAGCGAGGCAUUGACGCCGAGGACUGUCAUCGAUAUGUUUAAUGAAAUCCGUAAUCAAUUGAAAGUAACGAACAGUUUGUUGAAUGAUAUGAAUGAAGACAAUGACGUGAAGGCGCUGAUAGCGCCGGAAGUAACGAACAGUUUGUUGAAUGAUAUGAAUGAAGACAAUGACGUGAAGGCGCUGAUAGCGCCGGAAGGUAUGGCUGAUGGCAACGAUAGCAAAGAGAGCAGAUCCAGAGUGACCACAAAA